Molecule: messenger RNA, 1886 nt
Organism: Ziziphus jujuba (common jujube)
Lineage: Eukaryota; Viridiplantae; Streptophyta; Magnoliopsida; Rosales; Rhamnaceae
Product: PHD finger-containing protein 1
Exons: 7
Coding region: 353-1528 (391 amino acids)
Source: RefSeq, a predicted model, not a curated record
CGGAAGAACUUUUUCCAUUUUUCCAAAACACUCUUCUAGUGAUCCAUCCGUACAGAUGUAACGUUCCCUGCCUUUCUUUUUAUUGUAGUUUUGAUUAGGGGGUCUGUAUGUUCAUGUGAGAAUCCUGAAUUCUCUGAAAGGGGUAUUCUUUCGUAGUCGCAUUUCAGUCUUUAAGUUUAUAAGAAUUUCCUUUUUCUCCCCCCAAAAAAAAGAAAAAAAAAAAGCUUUUCAAGAAACUUCUCUGCGAAACCCUCGCCUUGCUCUGUUUCUCAAUCACUCUUGCUUUCUCCUAUUUUCUCGGCAUUGUCAUAACUUGCUCGGGAAGAUUGAUGGGUUGAUUUUGCUGCCGACUAUGAUCAAGUUGCAUGAUUAUGACGAGGAAAUAUUGGUUUGGGGUGGGGUCAAUGUCAGAAGAUUUUGUAAUUUGGUGGUGAAGUGCAUGAAGCGUCGAAGUGUGGUGAAGUGUGUUGGAGGAAAAAAUAAUUUUGUUAGAAAUAAUGUGACUGUUUGUUUGAAGUGUGGUGGUGAAGGAUUCUCUGUGGAAUUGGUUUACUGUGAAAAAUGUCAAGAUUAUGCCAUGCAUUGGUAUUGCUUGGAUGUUCCACCAACAUCACCUAAUCAGUCUGUUAGCUGGUUUUGUGAGGACUGCGAACCAGAGGUAGAAAUAACAUGUUCAUCUAGUUCAAGCAAGUUAUUGGAUUCAAAAGAAAUGCAAGCCAACAAAUCUAGAGAAGGGAAAAAGAAGACAACAAAGGAUGCUGAUAAAUUUGCUGCUGAAAAGGAGGUGCAGAUUUGUGAAGGUAAUCCUUCCCUUCGUGAGACACAUUGUAGUGGGAAUUAUUAUAAGGAUCAGAAGUUCACAAAAGAAUGGAAACUUGUUGUAAAAGAGAAAGAGGCAGAAUCUCUACAGACUUCUCCAAUUGCUGUCAGUGAUUUGAAUGCUUCAAGUAUGGAGAGAUAUGAUUGUUAUGUUCAGUCACAACCUAUUAUUGAUCCAAUUUGGAGGGGAAAAUUGUGCAUGCGCAAUAACUUCAAUACAGUUGACCGGUUAGCAGUUGUGGCCCAUUUGUCUACCUUAGCAUGCACAAAAGUUCAUGAGACAGCAAAAUUACUUCCAGAGUUGCUCUUUCUGGAAUUGACUCAUAGGUCUCGUGUGUGGCCUAAAAGUUUUGAGAAUUUGGGGCCAAGUAAUCAUGAUAUUGCUUUAUAUUUCUUUCCGGAUAGCAUAAGGGUUGAAAAUAUCUUUGAUGUCCUAGUCGAUGAGAUGAUCCAACAGAAUCUUGCCAUGAGAGCCGUCUUGGAAAAUGCUGAACUCUUAAUUUUCCCGUCCACUGUAUUGCCCAUGCAGCAUUGGAGGUUUCAAACAAAGUUUUACUUGUGGGGGGUGUUUAGGAGAAAGCAAAAUUCACAUCCUGCAGGUGAUGUUGUCCCCAAAAGUGAGAAAAGCCUUGCCUUAGCUCGUUACAGGCACAGUCCCAUCAGCCCUUUGAGCAACAUUGGUAGUUAUGAUUAUGACUCUGUGCCCUAAUUUUCUACAUCAGCAACAUUAUUUUGUUUUGUUAUAAAAAAAAAUAUAUAUAUAUAUAUAUAUAUAUGAAAAAUCUGUAUAGUGAUGCUGUUCCUUUUUCCAUUUUGUGGUAAAUGUUGUAUUUUUUAAUUGACGAGCAGCAUGUAAUAUGGAGUAGGAAUUUUGGCUGUGUAUAACCCAAGCUAAUUCUACAGAAUUUCGGCAAUUUUUGGCUCAAAAGUGGAGAAAAGGUAGUUUUCCCAGGUUUUUAGUGAUCUAAUUGGCCUGUAUAAGGAAUGGAUUAUGUUGAAUUUUUUUAGCUUCACGCUCUCCUUAAAUGUAAAAUAUGAUGUCCAUAUAUGUGGCACAGAAUCUGUUA